Molecule: messenger RNA, 4222 nt
Organism: Epinephelus moara (kelp grouper)
Lineage: Eukaryota; Metazoa; Chordata; Actinopteri; Perciformes; Serranidae
Product: Glyco_hydro_56 domain-containing protein
Exons: 8
Coding region: 363-2066 (567 amino acids)
Biological process (GO): hyaluronan catabolic process; carbohydrate metabolic process
Molecular function (GO): hyalurononglucosaminidase activity
Source: RefSeq, a predicted model, not a curated record
AUUAUGGGAUUACGGCCAGUGUCGGUGGUCAUGUGAGUUGCCGUGGUGGACACUGACCCCGCUUACCUUCUCUUAGUAAGGAAGCUUAGCCUGGCUGUGAAGAUGUCAGGCUUCUUUUUGCUGCAUGUUAUACAUGCACAGCUUAUCCAUGCCCUCACAAAUCCAGCAGGAUUCCUUGUUUUUUCUAUCUGGAAGAGUAACGAAUAAGAGAGAAAAAAGAGGAAUCAAGUAUUGCAGUGUCAGGAGCAGGAACCUGGAAGAUGUCCAGACUGUGAGGAGUAAAUACAGGAGCAACCUGGGCCUUGGGACAUGAUUGGCUGCGAGGGCCUGAACGGGUGACAGCCUGAGCGGUGGCCGCUCCAAUGGCGUGGACCGAGCCACGGUCGCGUCCAGACCCAAAGCCAGAGCCCAAAGUGACAUCAUAUAAUUUCAGGACUCACACUUUUUCUUCAACCUUUCAUCAAGUCCAACCUCUAGUUUUCUUGCCCCUCCUUCUCCUGCUCACUGCCUUCGCUGACCUGGGUCUUGCCGGUCCACCCCAGCCAGCUCGCCCCCCUCUCCUGUCUGGACAGCCUUUUAUCAUCUUCUGGGGCAUCCCUGACUCUUCCUGCUCUGGUCGGCCAGAUCUAAGAUCUUUCGGGAUGGAACCAGAGGGUCGUGUGGCCGUCUUUUAUGAGGACACACUGGGGAAAUACCCUUAUUUUAUAGACAAAGACACACCAGUCAAUGGGGGGCUACCACAGCACACACGGCUGGAUGACCAUCUCCGGAAGACACAGCAGGACUUGGAGGCAGCUUUACCUGCUCCGAGGUACCUCGGGCUGGGGGUGCUGCGCUGGGCCGAGUGGGUCCCCCAGUGGUCAAGGAACCGAGAAAAGCAAGCAAUGUAUCCAGGGGCAUCGAGAAAACUGAUGAAGACUUUCUUUCCUAACUGGACCCCGGAGGAGGUGGAGAAGUGGUCACAGGUGGACUUCGAGGCAGCAGCACAGUCAGUAAUGAUGGAGACUCUACGGGAGGUCAAAAGGUUAAGGCCCAAAGCAUUAUGGGGCGUCUCCCCUUUUCCCAGCUGCUACAACGGCAGUCCUGCCCAAACCAUGUUAGCCAAUUACACCGGCCAGUGCCCUGCUACGGAGCUGGCCCUUAACGACGAGCUUCUGUGGCUAUGGAAACGAUGCACCGCCCUCUACCCUCUCCUCACCCUGGAGAAGCGGCAGAGUGGGGCCCCUGGAGCCAGGCUUUAUUUGUCCAGUCAAAUCAGAGAAGCACUGCGAGUAUCAUCUCUGACUGGGACUGCGUUUGAUCUUCCUGUAUUCCCACUGGUCAAGAGUUUCUACACCUCAACUAACACUUUCCUGUCACAGGCAGACCUGGUCAGCACCAUAGGAGAGAGUGCUGCCAUGGGAACAGCCGGAGUUGUCAUCUGGGAGAGAAGUGAGACUAAGACGGAGAGAGAGUGUCAGGACUUGGCAGAGUUUGUCCGUAAGGUCCUGGGACCCUACUCCAUGAACGUAACCACGGCGACUCGACUCUGCUCAGCCUCUCUGUGCCAGGGAAAGGGUCGAUGCGUCCGUCAAAACCCAGACAGCUCCGCCUAUCUUCACCUCCCAGCGCCAUCCGAAGUGGUGGAGAAGGUGACGGAAAAGGCCGAGGCAGCAAAAGCUACAGAUCAGCCGGACACAAGCACUAAACCAGCUGAACCAGACCCAGCUGAGAUGUGGAAGAAGGACUUCCAGUGCCAGUGGUACAAGACCGCAGAUGGGGACGUCUCAGACCAGCAGUCCCCCAAAGACGGAGUCUCUGUUGGGGUUACCGUAAAAGAAAAUACUGGAGAUGUAAUGGAGACUACAAUUGCAUCUACUAUAGCUUCUACAACAACAACAACAACAACAACAACAACAACAACAGGUGCCUCUGUGACUGAGCUAAGUGAGACCAGUUCACCUAGUACUGGAAGUCAGACGCCUUUACUGGAAGUGACUGCAGACAGUGGGACAAAUCCACUGAGUGCCCCAGACCUGACUGUUCUGUUGUUGCUGCUGGCUGGAUGUCUGUGCCUCGAACCUUAAAAUGUGAACAAACCAGCCUUCACCUGGAAGGUCUGGGCUGUAACUCCAAUAUGAGCCCUUCUCAAGUGCCCUUGAGCAAGACACUGAAUCCCUGCUAGCAGCAGGUGUGCUGCUUUGUAGAGUAUCAUUUAAAAAAGAAAACAGUGUUCAGAGCUGGAACUCCAAGCCUAUCACUGAAUGUGCCAAGAGACAGUAGUGGUACGAACACUUGUCACUUUUUCCAAUUUCCACCAGCUGUGUUUAAACCUUUAAAGAGAAAGGAGAUGUGACACACUAGAUAGACUUACUGUCAUGUCGAAUAAACCAGACAGUCACGAUACGGUGAACACAGAAACAUGAAAGCAGUCUGUAAAACCUGCACUCAGGUUUUAUUCUAUUUGCACAUUUUGUUUAUACAUUUACCUGUCAGUCCUUUGUUAUAUGGAAAUUAAUUCAUACUUUUAAGGCCUAAUGUACCCAUUAAAUUCCAGAUAUGUUGGGCUAAAGGGUCGGUUCACCCAAAAAAGAAAACAAAACAAACAUAAAACUAUUUUUUCAGUAGUAAGUAGAGCCAAUGAAAACUGUUGACAGUGAGGUUUGUAGAUUAUCCAAAGUAAUGGGAAAAUCUUUUUUUGUUAAGAUAUGUUGUAAUUUUUCAAGUCUGUGAGAAAAAAAAUCCAUUCACCUUCAUUGUAUUGGGGCGGCAGCAGAAAUGUUGAAGGUAAAUAUAUUUAAACCAAAAACCGGGAAAAUACCAGAGAGAUAAGGAAGACCUUAAGUUUAUACGUAAUUUGUGUGAACCAGCCCUUUAAUCUGCUGAAAAGGGAUAGUUCUGAUAUUUUUUCCAAGUGGGAUUUUAUGACACACUUAUCCACAGUCAGUGUAUUACCCACACUUGAUGGCGGCCAGCACAGUUUGGAGAAGCAGGAAGGAGUACCGCCACGGAAGCCAAUCAGUGUACUGCUGUGGAUGAGUUCAGCAGCUAAUCGCACUUUGGCCACCUAAAACCAUUAAUAUCAGUUUCGGUGAGCACUAUAUUUUGUAUAUUUUUACAGAUUCACAGCCCUUACCAACAGGGAACUGAAGCUGUUGUAUUCAUCUUUGCUGUCUUCAACACUACCAGACUCCUUUGACAAAAAAAUUACCUUGAAGAACACAGUCGUUGCUGGUCUACCGCUGCCUCAAUCAGUUAUUUAGUGUAACUGUGUGACCCUUGGUGUUUUAAAGACUUAGUACAGAUUCACUGAAGUCACACAAUAACACAAACUCACUGAUCGGUAGGUCGACCAGCAACUCCUCUGUUCUGCGAGGUAAAAUUACUGUUUUUGUGGGCUUUGAAGGAAGCACAUAUAAGAGCUUCAGUUCCCCAUCAGAAAGGGCUGUCUGAGGGCAAAGUAAAGCUGUUAAAAUGUUCUAAAUAUAAUAUACACUUAAACUGAUGCUGAUAUUUGUUUAAGUGGUUAGAAUACGUUUUGCUGCUGCUUCUGUCCACAACAGUAAAUUGCUUAUCUAACCUUGCAGUACACUGUCUGCUUCUCCAAACCUGGGGCAUGCCAACCACCAGGAGAAUAAUACACUGACUCUAGAUAUGUACCUCAUACAACCACAUUUAAAAUGAAUUAGACCGAUCCAUUUUCAAGAGCUUUUAGUUUUUACUGAUUAGUUUUUCAGUUGUUAGUUUGAGUCAUAUUUAAAUGCAAUUUCAGACAAACGGAAUAUAUGUCAACUUUGGCCUUCAAAUGUUGCAUAUUGUCCGAAACAUCCAGGCUUUACACUGUGGCUCAUAACACAAAUAUUGUCUUCUAAAGGCCUAUCGGCUGAACUGCAUCCUCUGCCUGAGUUCUGUCAAAACCAUGCAAUAUUCAACACAGUCCUUUUUGAAAUGUCACAGUAGGAAAAGGCGUAAAUAAUAAAGUGAAUGAUGGUUGAAUUCCAUUUAGCUGCUUCAGUUCCUGGGUCCUGGUGUUGUGAAUGCUGGCUCAUUGUCACACUGUCACGGCUUAUUGGGACACUUGAAUAAAACGGAGCCAUUGUUAAUGUUAUUAGUAACACCUGUGCUCUUCCUGCUGCAACAAGUCAAAAUAUCUGCUGUGAAAAAUAACAACUGGUCUCACCAUCAUUCAAUUAAACCUCCUUCAACUAUUAUUGUGGUUACAAUGCCUGUCAUUAAUGCAGUA